UACUGCGGUUGCGCGUGAGGUGCUGCACACAGUUCUAGUUGAAAUUGAUUUAAAUAUAAAUAUUAAAAAUUUAAAGUGUUGUAAUUUGCAUAAAGAAAUUUAAGAGGUUAAUUAACAAAUGAACCUCAUUGUAUUUAUUAGCUGAUAACCAAUCGGAAGCUGCUCAACUUAAAAAGUACGCUAAGGUUCCAAACAGCAACGCAGAUAACAAUAAACCUCACCACCACCAGCGCAAUCAACCAAAAAAUAGACUAAGACUAGCCGCCAAGUGCGAUAAGUUUUCCAAAACAAAAAUUGUUGUCCCUCAACUAAAAUGAUGAACGAGAGCACAGAUGUUGCGGCUUCGGUGAGCUCGGUAAAACCGGCCAGCAGCCACAUUUCUACCUCACUCCAGGAACCGGUAAAAUUGCGCAUCGGCGAAGAGGGUGUUACGGCUAGGGAGCCACAGAAUAUACCACAAUUUUUUCACGAUUGUUGCAAGCUUUAUGCCGAUUCACCGGCACUAGUCUACGCUAAUGAGGCAUCACCAACUGUCAGCUACAAGGAAUUCGAACGUCAUGUGGAGCAAACCGCGCUUAUGCUCCUGCAUGUUGGCUUACAGCCACGCUCGUCCAUUGGCAUACUGGCUUUCAAUUGCCCCGAAUGGUUUUAUGCUGAAUUUGCUGCUUUGCGUGCCAACGGCAUAGUAGCCGGUAUUUAUCCGAGCAGUUCGCCGGAGGCAGUGCAUCAUGUGCUGGAAACUUCGCAGGCGUCUGUUUGUGUUGUGGAUGAUGCGCAGCAGAUGGCAAAGGUGCGUGAAGUGAAGGAGAGAUUGCCCCAGUUGCGCGCGGUUAUACAGUUGCAUGGCCCAUUCGAAGAUUUUGUGGGCACAGAGGAGGGCUAUUAUCGCUGGGCUGAUAUGCUGGCAUUGGAGUACGACAAUCAGCUGCGGGAGGAACUGGCGCGGCGUGAGCGUGCUGUUGGCGCCAAUGAAUGUGCGAUGCUGAUUUUUACGUCGGGCACUACGGGCCUCCCAAAAGCUGCUAUGCUUUCGCACGACGCUAUCAUCUUAAACUCUAAAUAUGUCACCUCAGAAGUCAGCCGCUUCCGUAAAACCGGUGAAACAACUGUCUCCUACCUGCCUUUGAAUCACGUUGCCGCACAAAUUUUCGACGUCUACAUGGGCAUAGGAAAUGGUUCGUGUAUCCAUUUUGCCGAUCGCGAUGCACUUAAAGGGACACUCCUGAAAACAUUUGCCAAGGCGCGUCCCACAAGCGUUUUCGGUGUACCGCGCGUCUUUGAGAAGAUACAGGAGUACCUAAAGCAACUCGAAUCAACCUCGUCUAGAUUUGCGCGUUACACAUUGGAUUGGGCACGACAAGUGACUUUAGAGUACUACCUGCGCAAAAAUGACAAGUCAAGCUCUUUCAAAUUAUGGUUGGCAUCAAAGAUUACGCAUCAAGUUAAGCUCACCUUGGGUCUUGAUCGGUGUGAAUGGCUACUCGUGGGCGGUGCGCCUGUUUCAGAGGAAAUGAAAAAAUUUUUCCUAAGUCUCGAUAUGCCACUUGCGGAAGCUUAUGGACUCUCUGAAAUGGGUGGUGGCGCGGUGGUUAAUUUUAAUUAUGCCAAUUUGCGUACUUGUGGGAAAGUACUAGAUGGCGUGGAAAUAAAAAUUAAUAAUCCUGAUGUAAAUGGCCAAGGCGAGGUCUGUCUUCGCAGCCGGUCCAACAUGAUGGGUUAUCUUAAUGAGUUGGAAAAGACACGUGAAGUCCUCACAGAAGAUGGUUGGUUGUUAACCGGUGAUUUGGGCCAUUUGGAUAUCGAGGGUUAUCUUCAGAUUACUGGCCGCAUCAAAGAGUUGGUCAUAACAGCAGGCGGCGAAAACAUACCACCAGUACAUGUGGAAGAUCUGGUCAAAGCGGAAUUACCUUGUGUUAGCAAUGCCCUGCUGGUGGGUGACCAUCGCAAAUAUCUAGCCAUACUACUGACGUUGAAGACUGAUAUAGAUUCGCACACUGGCAUGCCCUUGGACACACUACAUUCGGAUGCCGUUGCUUGGCUGAAGAAUUUAGGGUUCAACUAUACAAAGUUAUCGGAGGUUUUAAAUAUACCAGCUGACUGCAGUGAGUACGAUGACGCCACUGUGUUAGUAAAGCCCGAUGCGAAGAUAGUGACGGCCAUAGAGGAAGCCUUGAAACGGGCCAACACGCGCGCUCUGUCUAAUGCACAGAAAGUACAAAAGUUCGCAUUACUGCCGCACGACUUUUCAAUACCCACUGGCGAAUUGGGCCCAACACUGAAGUCGCGUCGUAAAGUAAUACUACAGAAGUAUGCUGCUGUUAUAGACCGCAUCUACGGGUAGUUCUAUUUCUCUUUUUAAAAUUUACUACAAACAAAAAUUAAAUACUUAAGUAACUUAGUUUAGUUAAUACAAACAAUCUAAAAGUGAAAAAAAAACACGUGAAAGUUUGGUAGCAAAAUUAGCCACUGGGCUUGGAAACAAGUGGGCGUACUAAAAAUCUUAAAAAAAACAGAAAACUUUAGCUUCUUGUAAAGUGUCUUUAAAUUAAAGUAUUUGUAAUAAAUGACAGAUGCAAUAAUACAUUUGGAAUCGGAGGUUAGUAAAAA
Molecule: messenger RNA, 2607 nt
Organism: Anastrepha ludens (Mexican fruit fly)
Lineage: Eukaryota; Metazoa; Arthropoda; Insecta; Diptera; Tephritidae
Product: long-chain-fatty-acid--CoA ligase heimdall-like
Exons: 6
Coding region: 314-2341 (675 amino acids)
Cellular component (GO): endoplasmic reticulum; membrane
Molecular function (GO): long-chain fatty acid-CoA ligase activity
Source: RefSeq, a predicted model, not a curated record